Messenger RNA from Aphanomyces astaci, 1251 nucleotides. RefSeq lists its product as hypothetical. Bases 1 to 1251 code for a protein of 416 amino acids. The record is from RefSeq and is a predicted model, not a curated record. NCBI's taxonomy places the organism in Eukaryota, Oomycota, Saprolegniomycetes, Saprolegniales, Verrucalvaceae. The transcript is spliced from 6 exons.
AUGGGGCUCAACAUCACAGAGAUUGGAACGCAUUCUCUGCGCAAAGGUGUGGCCACUGCUCUGACAAAUACGACAGGCGGUCCUCAGGCAGUGUCGGUUUGGCUCCGCGCUGGAUGGAGCCUGGGUGGAGUCCAGGGUCUGCUAGUCGACCUGGCUGACGAGGUGUUGCUUGGUGUCAUGUGCAAUCCUGUGUCGAAAAUGAUGGCCACCGGAAUCCCCCCCCAUGUUGCCCAAUCCGACAAAAUUCAGACGCUGGAGAACGAAGUCAAAAUGCUGGGCACGACCAUACAGCAUAAAUUGGACGAAAUGCCUGCGAUUGUGGCCGGUGAGCUCAUGGCACAGGGUGGAAUGAGUGGAAGCUCUCAGCUGACAACCGGUGCAUUCCAUCAAGGGCUCUCUCAGCUCCGUGAGAGCAUUCUCCGUGAUUUGCAACAGUCCCGAUUGAGCGUCGAUCCCAUGGUCCCUGCCGAAUCAAGUACGACGACAGAUGCCUCCUCCACACCGGACAACGACGAAUGGGAAGCGCGGCGCAUGGACGGAAUGAGCUACCUCACGUUGUAUCGGUCCUUUUCCACGUCCUCUGUGUCGCCCAGCAUGUAUGGAGCAGAAUUGACUCCUACCAUUGUGACCUUGUCGUUCAUCUCGGCCUUGGUCUCGGGCCUUCGCACGCAGCAUUCGGACGUCGUAGGCUAUGGUUCUUUGAGAGUGAUCUAUCGUGGUGCAGAGGGUGGCGUACCUGGUUGCAUUGUCGUGGUUGUGACGUUCAGGAACUGUGGCGACGACGACAACUGCGACGAUGACAACUGCGACGACAGCGACUUACGGUACUGUAUGUUUGGGCGGCCUAGCUUAGAUUGCUGCAUUUACAAGAAGCAAACACUCAUCUUGGACGAACUGGCUGACCCCGUUGUCAUCAAGCACAUUCACGAAAUCCGCAUCCGUUUAGCAUCCAGCAUGUGUCGUCGCGGAUCUGAUGUAUCUUGGUACGACAACAAUUCGUUUGUGCUUAAGCACCUCAGUAAGCUUCCCGGGUGGUAUGCGGGAAGCGGUAAGAAGUUGUUUGUUGCACGGGCUGCCAUUCACCCGUAUGAGUUCCUGCCUGAAGCUCUGUGGGGGUGUUCAGCAGACAUAAUGGGCCUCACCCGUGCUUUGGAUCGAGAUAUCUUUGUUUUCGCGUUUAUGGCGCGAGCUUUGACAAGUACACUUUUGAUGGACAUGACCUCCAGCGCAUUUUUCUUCCGACUCGACUGA